AGUGACGAUGCCGUGUCAGAUUGGUGGGUCUUACGACGACACCUUUUCUGCUUCCGUUAAAUAUGUCUUUCUUUUUUCUAUCGCUUCGUUGGAGGAGGAGUGAAAAUGGGUCGCCGACCAGCAAGAUGCUACCGCUAUUGUAAAAACAAGCCCUACCCGAAGUCUCGAUUUUGUCGUGGCGUACCUGACCCCAAAAUUCGUAUAUUUGAUUUGGGAAGGAAAAAGGCGACCGUUGAGGAUUUUCCCCUGUGUGUUCAUUUGGUUUCUGAUGAAUACGAACAGCUGAGUAGUGAAGCUUUGGAAGCUGGCCGCAUUUGUUGUAACAAGUAUUUGGUAAAAUACUGCGGUAAGGACCAGUUCCACAUCAGAAUGCGUCUGCACCCAUUCCACGUCAUCCGUAUCAAUAAAAUGUUGUCGUGUGCUGGAGCUGAUAGGCUUCAGACUGGAAUGCGUGGAGCUUUUGGAAAGCCACAGGGCACGGUUGCUCGAGUUCGUAUUGGCCAACCGAUUAUGUCUGUCCGCUCAAGCGAUCGUUACAAGGCUCAAGUUAUUGAAGCUUUGCGUCGUGCUAAGUUCAAGUUCCCUGGGCGUCAGAAGAUCUAUGUUUCCAAAAAGUGGGGAUUCACCAAAUACGAACGAGAACGCUAUGAGGAACUCCGCGAUGACAACCGCCUUGAACCCGAUGGCUGCAAUGUUAAAUACCGUCCCGAGCACGGACCAAUUGCCGCUUGGGAAAAAACUCAGCGUGACGUUUAUGCCUAAAAUUAUUUUCAACUUAAAUAUUGCAUAAACAAUUGUAAUUCAAAUAAAUACUGCUGAGCAAAGA
Molecule: messenger RNA, 826 nt
Organism: Drosophila biarmipes
Lineage: Eukaryota; Metazoa; Arthropoda; Insecta; Diptera; Drosophilidae
Gene: RpL10
Product: 60S ribosomal protein L10
Exons: 5
Coding region: 106-762 (218 amino acids)
Biological process (GO): translation; ribosomal large subunit assembly
Cellular component (GO): ribosome; cytosolic large ribosomal subunit
Molecular function (GO): structural constituent of ribosome
Source: RefSeq, a predicted model, not a curated record